This is a messenger RNA of Cataglyphis hispanica, 1994 nucleotides long. Its product is annotated as sodium channel protein Nach-like. Bases 306 to 1994 code for a protein of 562 amino acids. The record is from RefSeq and is a predicted model, not a curated record. The transcript is spliced from 8 exons. Gene Ontology annotation, cellular component: membrane. Gene Ontology annotation, molecular function: ligand-gated sodium channel activity. NCBI's taxonomy places the organism in Eukaryota, Metazoa, Arthropoda, Insecta, Hymenoptera, Formicidae. Gene Ontology annotation, biological process: sodium ion transmembrane transport.
GCAAAUAAAUCCAAGGUACAUAUGAUAUUUAUCUGAUAACAAAAUAUAAUGGUUUUCCAUCGAUUAUAUUUGAUUAAUUUUGCAAAGCAUAAUAAAAAAUGUAAAGUGAACCUUGACACGCAACGUUUGCAUGUUUGAUCACAAUAUAACUUUCUAGGUGCGAUAAAAUCAACAUAAUUCUGAUCAAACAACAGUAUAAAGCAAUUUAUAGUAGAAGAAACAUUGUCGGUACAUUAAGCAAAACAUUCUACAACAGUGAUCACCGAAAGAAUAUUAAGAAGUAAGCAUUCUAGCGUUUUUGCAUCAUGAUGUUAAACGUUUCCAGGGGAAAAGGACAUGCAGUGAAUAAAAUCAUAGUAGAUCAAGUAGAAGUCUUGAAGAAGAUAAAUGAUCAAUCAUUCAAUCGCUUUAACAUCGAAUCAUACGGCGAUCAAUCGACAGAAAAUACAAAACAAAUUGCCCGUCAUCACUUUUUGUUAGAAUAUCUGUAUGACAGUUCUCUGCACGGUGUGAAAUACUUUCGCAACUUACGAAUAAAAUCCACUACUCUCGGGAAGCUCUUCUGGACUUUAAUCAUGAUGUGCAGUUCUGCAUUUUUAUGUUGGAUGUUUUGGAAAACCUGGAUACGUUACAGUACUAAUCCAACUCGCACUGUUGUCGAAUCAUUUUACACCCCAGUAACUAUGGUUCCUUUCCCAGCUAUUACUGUUUGUCCUUUAAUAUAUCCGCUACUUGCAAGACGUGAAAAAGUAUUGCAAAGUUUGCAGUUGCCACCCAACAUGGAUAACAAAACGGCAAUGUUCCUACUCAAAUAUGGACUUUCAUUUACGAAAGAACAUGUUUUCAAUGGUAGAAGAUAUUUAAAAGAUUUGCAAGCACUGUUAAAAAUAAACAAUAUAACAUUAUUAAAUUUCUUAAAACUUUUGCUAUCUUGUGACGACUUAUUUGAAUCCUGUUGGUGGGAUGGCGCUGCAAAAAAUUGUAGCGAAUUGUUUAAAUUAUCUUACACUAACUCAGGUAUAUGUUGUUCCUUUAACUAUCUUCUCGAAAAUGACAUACAAACCGGCAGAAGCACAAAGGAUUCUGAUCUUCUUAGAUCUAUGUUGUUUGGACCAAGAACUGGUCUUAUUGCUGUCGUAAAACGAAACUUGAUAGUUACUGAUGAUGGCAUUGGAGAUAAAUCCAUCAGAUUUUCAACAAAUUCCAUCGGUCUUUUGAUAUAUACUCAUCAUCCUUUGGAAUAUGUCGGACCCAUAGCUACUAGACAAAUUUUACAAGCAAACCAAGAAUUGCGGAUUGCAGUAAUUCCAUUUAGCAAGCAAAAGAUUGCCGGAUACUAUCGAAAUAAUCGCGGUGAAUUAGUACCGCAUUGCGCAGAUGAAGAAACUAAGUUGAAAUAUUUUCCUACAUAUCGAUAUUCAAACUGUUUUACUAGCUGCUCUAUCGAUGCUGUUCAACGAAUCUGCGAUUGCUUGCCAUAUUACUACACACCCAUAGCGAAUAAAUAUUCUUUAAGAAUCUGCGAAUGGAAAGAUUUCGAAUGCCUUAUCGCGAACAUAGAUCGUAUAUGGAUCAUUCAUAAUACCGUCGAAAAAAACUUCACGUGUCAAUGUCGAAAUCCAUGCUGGAAUGUGUAUUAUGAAACGCGAACUUCCUCGCUUUUACUAAAUGGUGUUCAUGAUUUCAAUAUUUUGCCGUUUUACUUGAAUCUUACAAAAACACAAGCUGUUUUAAGAGUAUAUUUGAAUUCUGAAAUAUUUAGCCAAAUGAAUACAAUACCGAUUGCCGAUGAAUUAUAUUUAUUAGGUAAACGAUUGUUUCUAUUGACAUAUAAUAUAAAUUGUUUUAAAGUCUUAAUAAAAUUUUUUUUUUCAGCGUCCGUGGGUGGCAUAUUUAGUCUUUGCUUGGGAGCCAGUUUUAUAAGUGCCGUGGAAAUUUUUUACUUUAUCGAAUUAUUCUUUCGUUCUUAUUAUAAGGAAAAGAAAUCGAAAUAA